Messenger RNA from Owenia fusiformis, 1512 nucleotides. Lineage: Eukaryota; Metazoa; Annelida; Polychaeta; Sabellida; Oweniidae. The record is from the annotation of a GenBank genome assembly.
CUUGCGGAAUCCUUAGGUAAAAUUAGUCUUCGACUGGUCUCAUUUGUGAAUCCCGGUGGGAAGGGCGAUAACGGACAUUGUUGCGAUGGACGCGGUAUCAUUUGCUCCAGCAAAUGUGAUCAUCAGUUUAAGAUAUGUGUGGACUACCUCAAUGGCACAGCAGAUUUGGACUCGUGUGCAUUCGGCAAGUUCGAAACAGGUGUAAUAUCCAAUGAAGAUACGAUCCAGUUUGGUGACGACAUAAGCGGCCUCUCCAAUCCAAUAGAAAUUCCCUUCAACAACUAUGCCGGAGGUUUUCUGGUGAAGAUUGACGUCUGGGAUGACGACUCCAACUUCUUAUUUAACCGGAACGACCAUGUGGAUACGAUCGCUUAUGCAUUUAAUGAACCGGCACCAGCCACUAACCGUAAUAUGUUAGUUAACGGCAGGACAACUAUAGAAUUGGGUAUAUCAGUGACUUGUGAUGCCAAUUUCUAUGGCCCUAACUGCCUUGUCUUCUGUGAUUCGAGUCUGGGGAACUACAACUGCGACUCUUCCAAUGGUGACAAGGUCUGUUUUGAAGGUUGGGAGGGUGAUGACUGCUCUGUUAGGAUCACUACAACAACCACCACCACCACAACCAUGGCACCAACCACCACAACAGAGACAUAUGGAGAAAAUGCCGAUUGCGCCAGUUUUGGUGGAAACAUGGUGUCAGUAAGAAGAAUCCAGCCUCAGGGUGUAGCAGAACCCUUUAAUGUACUCUGCAGAGGAGAAUGGACCGUUAUACAGAACAGGUUUAAUGGACGAGAAAUAUUCAACAGAUUAUGGGAGGACUAUAAAAAUGGAUUUGGAAAGAAUUUUUCAAUGAGUACUGACUUCUGGCUGGGCCUUGAGAAGGUUUAUCGUCUAACCAAUCAAAAAAAAUACAAGUUAAAUAUAAAGAUGACAGAUGCUGCUGACCGUGUUCAUGAAGCUAACUACGAUCAUUUCUAUGUUGGUAACGAAGCUGACGGAUACAGACUUCAUCUCGAAGGCUUUUCUGGAAACGCAGGUGAUGCUCUGUCGUAUUGUGGAGGGUCAAGUUGCGGAGGUAUGUCUAAUGGACAGAAGUUUUCAACACGUGACCGAGACAAUGAUAAUUGGGCUGGAAAUUGUGCCGAGCGCUAUAACUCUGGCUGGUGGUAUAACAAUUGCUUCUGGGCCAAUCUGAAUGGCAGAUACGUAACGCAUCCAAGAUUCUGGCCAAAAUGCCCUGGAAGAAAAUGUAUCAGUUGGAGAACGAUCCCCGGUUAUGAGAACUACUCACUGUUGAAGGUCACCAUGGCUAUCGCUCCAAAUCUUGAAUCUACAAGUGUAGAGUGAAACUUUUCAGUAAAAGUUUUCAAACCUAUGUUUGGAAGAUAAAUAUGCAUAUUUAUAAUUGAUUGAGGAAUUCUUUAGAAAAACGUGAUAUGAUCCCUAUGUACUACAAUCGAAUUUUCAUUUAUCAUUAUGUUUCAACAAUAAAGGUGCCUAUUUUUGAAAAUUGAA